Messenger RNA from Exophiala bonariae, 1101 nucleotides. RefSeq lists its product as uncharacterized. Bases 1 to 1101 code for a protein of 366 amino acids. NCBI's taxonomy places the organism in Eukaryota, Fungi, Ascomycota, Eurotiomycetes, Chaetothyriales, Herpotrichiellaceae. Gene Ontology annotation, molecular function: NAD binding; protein dimerization activity; NADP binding. The transcript is spliced from 3 exons. Gene Ontology annotation, biological process: L-threonine biosynthetic process. The record is from RefSeq and is a predicted model, not a curated record.
AUGGUAGCUACAUCUUCAGAGGGGAAGAAGAAGGUUGCAGUGCUCGGAGCAACAGGAUCUGUUGGUCAGCGAUUCAUUCUUCUUCUUGCUGACCAUCCAUUGCUGUAUCUUCAAGCAGUCGGGGCUUCAUCCCGAUCUGCUGGCAAGUUAUACAAGGAUGCUGUUCGAUGGAAGCAAGCCAGGCCAAUGUCAGAGGAAUUGGCGAAUCUGGAAGUCAGGGAGUGCAAGGCGAGCAACUUCCAGGAUGUGGAUCUGGUAUUCUCGGGUCUUGACAGUGAUGUCGCCGGGGAAGUUGAGAUGGAGUUCCUGAAAGCUGAGAUCCCAGUUUUCUCAAACGCAAAAAACUACAGAAGGGAUCCUAUUGUUCCUUUGGUGGUUCCAACCGUCAACAUAUCACACUUGGCUCUUAUCCCACACCAAAGGAAACACUUUGGUCUCAAGAAGGGGUUUUUGGUUUGUAAUUCCAAUUGCGCUGUUAUUGGAAUUGUCAUCCCAUUCGCCGCAUUGCAAGCAAAGUUUGGACCAGUCGAAGAUGUCGAGGUCUUCACAGAACAAGCAGUUUCUGGUGCUGGAUAUCCUGGCGUAUCAAGUAUGGACAUCAUGGACAACGUGAUACCCUACAUCGCUGGUGAAGAGGAUAAACUCGAGACCGAAGCUCAAAAAAUUCUAGGUGCUAUCAACUCAGAGGCCACAGCAUUCGAGGAACAAUCUGGUCUCACAGUUGGCGCCACUUGCACGAGAGUGGGAGUUACAGAUGGGCAUAUGGCUUUCGUCUCCCUCAGGUUCAAGCAAAGACCACCACCCAGUGCAGAGCAAGUCAAACAAGCGAUGCGAGAAUACGUCGCGGAGGCACAGAAAUUGGGAUGUCCAUCAGCUCCAGAAAAGGCAAUUGUUGUCUUUGACGAGCCGGACAGGCCACAGCCUCGACUGGACCGAGAUAUUUCGGGAGGUUAUGCCGUCAGCGUUGGUCGUGUCAGGGAGGCCGCAAAGGGAUCACAUUUCGAUAUCAGAUUCGCUGCAUUGAGCCACAACACAGUCAUCGGAGCUGCAGGGUCAUCAAUACUGAAUGCUGAAGCCGCUAUCAUUCAAGGUCUCAUAUGA